Messenger RNA from Mauremys mutica (yellowpond turtle), 1206 nucleotides. RefSeq lists its product as uncharacterized. Bases 1 to 1206 code for a protein of 401 amino acids. Lineage: Eukaryota; Metazoa; Chordata; Testudines; Geoemydidae. The record is from RefSeq and is a predicted model, not a curated record. The transcript is spliced from 9 exons.
AUGGCGCUCAGUCUCUGGCUGUGUCUGCUCGCCCCGGCUCUGCAAGUCACCAGCCAGGAGUCCUGCCACCCGGAGGGCUCCCUGCCGGCUCCCCAGCUCUCUCUGAAUGUGUCCCUGGCCCAUGCUGGGGACACGGUUACCUUUCGGUGUCUGGUCCCAGGAGAGUCCCCCAUGACCCGCGUUAUCUUCUGCGAGGACGGGCAGGAAGCUGCAAGUCAACCGAUCACCCCCGGGCGAUUCUCGUACGACUUCACACAUCGUGUCUCCGGCCCGGGGGACGCCGGGGAUUUCUCCUGCUGGUACCAGCACAGGGGUGACAAUAACGAGCUGGUUAAUUCCAACCUGAGCACCCCCAAGACCCUGAGUGUGACAGCCUGGGACCUGUACCUGAUCCUGGGCAUCUUGGUGCCCUGCGCCCUGCUGCUGGGGCUGCUGGGGCUGCUCGGGGUGGCAUCGUCCAGGCGAAGACCCAGGGAGCCAGGCCCCAGUGGCGGUGAGGCUGGCGUCAGUGAUCCUUACGGUGGCUAUGGUGGUGGUGGAGACACUGAGGAGCAGCUGCACUAUGCUGCCCCCCAAGAACGAGGACGCGGUGACAUACGCGGCGCUGAGGACGUAGAGGGGACGUCUCACGCCCGAGGGGCACCAGGACUCAUGGGCGCAGAGGCUGAUGCUGGGGGGCAGAGAGGGCGCUGGCUGGGUACGGGGACCACGCUGGAGCCUGGGAGUUGGCUGGAGGCAUCGGGUGCUGCUGGCAUCCCCAGGAAAGCCAGUCUGAGCCUUUGUUCACCCCUCAAGCAAGGCGUGUUCCUAGCACGACCCCCAGCCUCAGGGCUGGGCUCUGAACACUGCUCAGCCACCCCAGGAGCGGAGCAGGCACCUGCCCUGCUGCCCCUUGGAGCUGGGGGCAGCUGGCUGGGUGUGACCCACUCCCAGGUUCACCCCACAGCCUCUCCCGCAUCAGUGCCCUCUCAUGGCCCCAGCAGCCUGAGAGCCAGGCACUUCGGACCCAGCCGGGUAGCAACGGCCGGGGUCGCUGGGUUAAUAAAACAAGCCGCGUCCUGCUGCAAUGACCAAACCAGCCAGGCUCAGGGUGCCACCUCCCUGCAUCCAUCUGUCUGUGUCUGGGGGCUUAGCUCACUCCCUGCAGCACAGCGCCCCCUACUGAGCCCCGUCCUACUCCCUGCAGAAAAUGAGACCAACUUUUAA